AUGGAUGGCCUUCCCGAGUCAAUGGAGGCGAUUGCCCUGUUCGAAUAUGGACAACCAUCAAGUUACCAAAAGACCAGUCUCAAGACUCCCUCUAUUAACCAGCCAAAUGAGGUUUUAAUCAAGGUUCAUGCCACAUCCAUUAAUCCUAUAGACGUAAAGAUGGCAUCAGGCAUGGCAAAAAGAAUACAACUGGCAGCGUUUCCUUACAAGCUCGGAUUCGAUGUCGCGGGCACCAUUGUCGCCGUUGGGUCGACAGUAAAGACGUUGAAAGUCGGUGACGAGGUCUACUCUCGAGUUCCAAACACCUACAGAGGCACUGUCGCAGAAUACGCGCUAUCGACCGAAGAGGCCACGGCCGUCAAGCCUCCCAGUCUUAGCUUUGAGGAUGCGGCGAGUAUCCCGUUGGCAGGGCUCACUGCAUUGCAGUGUAUGGAAUACGCAAAUGAGCACCUACCUGGUGGGCUAGAGGGCAAAACAGUCUUUAUACCGGCUGGCCUAAGCGGAACCGGGAGCUUUGCCGUGCAACUUGCGCGCAACGUGUUCAAGGCCGCAAGAGUUGUCACGACCGUCUCCACAAAAAAGAUUUCCAAGGCUCAGGGGUUUCUCGGCCCAGACGUGGAGCUGAUAGACUACACAAAAGAGGACGUGGCGAAGCGUGUAGGAUCCGAGACUGUCGAUUACUUUUUCGACACCAUGGGUGACACGACAACCCAUCUUCCCAUCAUGAAACAAGGUGGUGUUAUUGUCAGCAUAUCGACCAUUCCGGCUGGGACCAAGAUGAAGGGCCACGCGCCAGACAUGCCCUUUCUUGCAGAGAAACUCUUAAAUUGCGCAGACAAGUUUUACACUUGGCGCUGCAACUUUGCCGGGGUUCACUACACUUAUUUGUUCAUGAAACCUUCAGCAGAUGGCUUGAAUCAGUAUUCACGCUAUGUGCAAGAUGGCCAGGUGAAACCCCUCGUGGGAAAGGUGGCAAGCUUGCAAGAUUUGGAUGCAAUCCGGAGCGGAUGCCAAGAAAUAUUUGAUGGAAAGGGAGGUUUAGGAAAAUUUGUCAUAACAAUGAGUCAAUAA
Molecule: messenger RNA, 1071 nt
Organism: Pestalotiopsis fici W106-1
Lineage: Eukaryota; Fungi; Ascomycota; Sordariomycetes; Amphisphaeriales; Sporocadaceae
Exons: 2
Coding region: 1-1071 (356 amino acids)
Molecular function (GO): oxidoreductase activity
Source: RefSeq, a predicted model, not a curated record